GGAUGGUCGGUGAUCGGUAGCGGUAUUGUACUGUACAGGAGCGGCAGCAGCCCCCGCCUUUGGCUGCCCCCUGCGUACAUUCGCUCCAUCCUUUCCGAGCCCGGCUCUGCAGCGGACCAAGCGGAGGGAUCCCGUGAGCCCAGCCCCGCCGGGCACGCGGCGUCUCCGGCCCGGGCCUGCUGGCCGCGCCAUCUCCUGCAUCUCCCCGUCGCGCCUGCGGGGCGGCCGGCUUCGCCCGCUUCCUGCCUGGCUCCGCUUUAGCCGGCUGGGAAGGUGUGAGCGGCGCCGCCGGGGACCCGGCGGAGGGGAACAAAGCGGCGAGGCGGCGGCCAGGAGACGGCCGCGGGAUGGCAGCGGCAAGGGGCGCGGGGCUGCUGGCGCUGUGCGGGGCGCUCGGUGCCUGCGGGCUGCUGUGCGCCGGGGCGGCGGGGCAGGAGGCUGCGGCCGGGGCCAGCCGGCGGCGGCGGCUGAGCCAGGAGGACGGCGGCGUCUCCUUCGAGUACCACCGCUACCCGGAGCUGCGGGAGGCGCUGGUGGCCGUGUGGCUGCAGUGCCCCUCCAUCAGCAGGAUCUACACCGUGGGGCGAAGCUUCGAGGGCAGGGAGCUGCUGGUCGUCGAGAUUUCGGAUGACCCCGGGAGACACGAGCCUGGGGAGCCUGAAUUUAAAUAUAUUGGGAAUAUGCACGGGAAUGAAGCCGUUGGAAGGGAGCUGCUCAUUUUCUUAGCUCAGUACCUAUGUAAUGAAUACCAGAAGGGAAAUGAGACGAUUAUCAACUUGAUCCACAGCACACGCAUCCACAUCAUGCCAUCCUUAAAUCCAGAUGGGUUUGAGAAGGCAGCAUCCCAGCCUGGUGAACUCAAAGACUGGCUUGUUGGUCGAAGUAAUGCUCAAGGAAUAGACCUGAACCGUAAUUUCCCUGACCUGGAUAGAAUAGUUUACGUUAAUGAGAGAGAAAGUGGCCCAAACAAUCACCUACUGAAAAACAUGAGGAAAGCUGUGGACCAGAAUCCUAAGCUUGCUCCUGAAACUAAAAGCAUCAUCCACUGGAUUAUGGAUAUUCCCUUUGUCCUCUCAGCGAAUCUUCAUGGAGGAGACCUUGUUGCAAACUAUCCAUAUGAUGAAACUCGCAGUGGUAGUACUCAUGAAUACAGCUCCUGCCCUGAUGAUGCGAUUUUUCAAAGCUUAGCUCGGAGUUAUUCAUCUUUUAACCCAGCCAUGUCUGAUCCAAACAGGCCACCAUGUCGUAAGAAUGAUGACGACAGUAGUUUUGUAGAUGGAACAACCAAUGGUGGUGCUUGGUACAGUGUUUCUGGAGGAAUGCAGGACUUCAAUUACCUCAGCAGCAACUGCUUUGAAAUCACAGUGGAGCUCAGCUGUGAAAAAUUCCCAUCAGAGGAAACUCUGAAGAACUACUGGGAGGACAACAAGAACUCACUUGUCAAUUAUAUUGAGCAGAUACAUCGGGGAGUGAAAGGAUUUGUUAGAGAUCUUCAGGGAAACCCGAUUGCAAAUGCUACCAUUUCUGUGGAGGGAAUAAACCAUGAUAUUACAUCAGCCAAGGAUGGUGAUUACUGGAGAUUGCUUACACCAGGAAACUAUAAACUUACAGCCUCAGCACCAGGCUAUCUAGCAAUAACUAAAAAAGUGGCUGUUCCCUUUAGCCCUGCCAUUGGGGUUGAUUUUGAGCUGGAGUCAUUGUCUGAAAGAAAAGAAGAAGAGAAAGAAGAGUUGAUGGAGUGGUGGAAGAUGAUGUCAGAAACUUUAAAUUUCUAAGUGAAGUCUUUGAAUUUGCAGCUUUUAAUGUAUUAUGUGUUGACUUAGUAUAAUGUGCUGUGGACAGACCCUAUAUUUUAGAUCUUGUGCAGUUCACUAUAUUUAACUUUGAUUUUUUUCAGUAAUCUUUUGAUUAGUACCAGCACUACUUAAAAAAACUACAAGGCUACUAACUAGACAAAUAAAAAUUAUUAAUUUUUAUUCCAUACUUUUAAAGAAAAUUCACUUUCCUACAUACAAGAUACACAAAAAAAUGAGUGAAUGUCUCAGCAGCCUAAGUGGAAAUACAAUCUUCUAUGUGUAAUUUGCAAGUCCAGAAUUUGUAGGUUAACUGGAUUUAAAAAUACCCAUAAUUCUUAGUCAGUUUCAGAUACUGGCAGAAAUGUCUGGCAAUGCGUAUGAGCAGAGAUGUUCUAUAUUGAGUUAUAAUGAGUGUAGUUGAAAAGGUGUAUAAAAACAGUUUACUUAAUGUUUUACAAGAAUUAAAAUCAAUAUAAAAUUCUCUGUCUUUGGUGGUGGAAGCUAUUUAAACAAAUAAACAUCAAUGUAUAGCUUCAUUUUAGUAAUGUGGAAGGAACUUGUAUAAGCAUUUUUACUGAAGAAGACCUAAUAUUAAUAACAGGGGAUAAUGUAAUUUUAUUCCUUAAUCUGUUACUGAUACUCCAAGGUUGGAUUUGGGGUUUUUUGGUCACUCAGUAACGAAGUUAAAAUUCUGAAUGGCAAAAGAAGGAAUGCUGCAAAGUGUGGAUUUUGUUAAUAUGCUUCUUGUGCUUGUGGGGUGUUCCAGUGAAGAAAAUGUUCGGUGUUUCAGCUGAUAUAUAAUUACUAGUCACCCAGUUAUGGAAGAACUGCCAAAGGUUUGUGUGAUUUGGAUGAGCAGCCAAAAGUUCCAGUGCUCAUUCAAAGCCACCUAACUCUUCAAUUUACAAAAUGGGUUGGAAAUCUACUAAGGACAGGCAUUCUUUGGUCUGAGCCAGGCAGUAGUAGUGUUGUUUGCAACUCUUGUUUGUUCCGCUGCUGGUCUUGUCUAAAUCUAGGAGAAACACAGGUGGGUAAAAGGGAAAUAGAUGUAAAAUAUUUUGGGAAAAAAUACGUUUCAGUUCUGGACAAAUUUGUGGACCUCCAAUUUAUUUUUAAUUAUUCGAACCAGUUUUCCAUUAUUUAGUCCAUGAAAAAUGAAACUUUCAGAAGUAACAGUAUAAAUGUAGACACCAGAUCCUCAUCUUGUGUAAAUUGACAUGGUUACAUUGAAAUCAAUGGAACUUGCCACUUUAUACCAGCUAGGAUCGGACUGAAAGUUUAGAGUGUACUGCUGUGUGUCAUUUAAUUUAGGAUCAGGUGUUUGACUCCCCCCCCCCCCCCAAACAAGCAGUGGAACAGAACAAAUAGAAUAUUGUACCAUCUUCUCUCAAAGAAAUCUGUAGUUUUAUUAGCCUGUAUUUUCAGUCAAUGGGGGUUGCAGGAUUCAAAAACAAAGUCAUCAGUGCCCAAUCUUGCUCCCAUUGAAGUCAAUGUGAAAACUACCAGUUACUUCAUGUGUUUAGGAACAGGCCCUAACUUGAUCUGCUUAAGAUUCUAGCUUGACAAUCACAGCAAAUGAUGUCCUUGGACUUCUUGCAUUUCUUAAACAAACAUAGCUCUUUGACUUUUAAAAUAAAAUGCCCAAGAUACUGCAUGUGUUCCUACACUGAACAAGUAAUGGAAAUGAAUAACCUGAUUCCUAAUGAACCAAAAAUUGACUUUGUAAGAUGUAGAUCAGUGCUACGUAAAGUAGUAGACACUGGACUACAAAUCCCAAAGGAACUCUUCUAUUAAGAGUUGUAACAAUGGAUUAAGCUGAAACUCAAUGAAUUUUGUAACUAUAUCUCAGUCAUGCUGAAGAACCUUUGUCACAAACAAAAAAAAACCAGAUACACAGACAUUUUGGUUAAAAAAAGGUAACUCCACCUCCCUCCCUAGUGUGUGUAAAAAGUCGAGGAGACACAAACACCUACUACAAAGCAGUUUAAAAUGUAGAGACAUUAAACACAAAACCAUGUCUGUAUGAUUAUAUGUAUGGAACUGAUACUGGGUUCAGAUAAGAUGGGCAAAAUAAAAAAAAAUGGUAUGAAUUAAAACAAAGGAGUGCUGGCAUUUAGCAAUGGCUACAGAGUUGCUUUCAGCCUGUAAAUUAUUGUAACAAGGCAAGUGUAGAUUUGUACAAAAUACAACAUAAAACAGCAUAAUGUUAGGCCAGAAGGCACUGUUAUAUGGUGCAACUCCUAUCGUGUAGCCAAUUUUUCUGCAUAGGGAAUUCUGUGGUAUAGUGCAGACAUUACAUCAAACUGAACUUCAUAAUGUAUUUCUAAGCCUUGCUUAUAUUCCAUGCAUGCCAUUUUCUGGUCUAUUGUUUUAUGCAUUUGUAAAUGAAAUGUAAUGUCCCCUAAGCUAUCAUUGUUUUACUUCAGAUGUCUGCUUGCUAUUAGCUGUAUUGAAACAGGCUAAAGUAAUUAAAUAUAACAGCACCAGGACCACUGCCACUGUUCUUACUGUAUGUAAAAAUGCUUAAGAACAGAAUAACCAGGAGUGUCAUUGUUUAUGUAGCUUCUCUAACUGAACUGAUCUGUGCUGUAGGAUUGUGUACGUUGCAAUGGAAUAUUAAAAGUGUGUUACAUGAUGCAGA
This is a messenger RNA of Dermochelys coriacea (leatherback sea turtle), 4437 nucleotides long. It is a transcript of the gene CPE, whose product is annotated as carboxypeptidase E. The coding region runs from base 348 to 1775 and encodes 475 amino acids. The record is from RefSeq and is a predicted model, not a curated record. Gene Ontology annotation, molecular function: metallocarboxypeptidase activity; zinc ion binding. NCBI's taxonomy places the organism in Eukaryota, Metazoa, Chordata, Testudines, Dermochelyidae. The transcript has 9 exons. Gene Ontology annotation, biological process: proteolysis.